Asterias rubens (European starfish) is the source of this 1256-nucleotide messenger RNA. RefSeq names its product PRKR-interacting protein 1 homolog. The coding region runs from base 110 to 682 and encodes 190 amino acids. Gene Ontology annotation, molecular function: double-stranded RNA binding; protein kinase binding; protein kinase inhibitor activity. The transcript has 6 exons. Gene Ontology annotation, biological process: negative regulation of protein kinase activity. The record is from RefSeq and is a predicted model, not a curated record. Gene Ontology annotation, cellular component: nucleolus. Lineage: Eukaryota; Metazoa; Echinodermata; Asteroidea; Forcipulatida; Asteriidae.
GAUCAAGAGAGGAAGGGACGGGACCAUUUCCCCCGAUACAAGUCACAAAAAGCCGUAAACUUAAAAUAAACACCCAAUAACUAGCGGCUGGUAUUCAGCGGCUGACAGCAUGUGUGACAAGGAAUCAACAUCUGAUUUAAAAUCUAAAGGGAAGCAAUUUCGUCAAAAUGAUUAUUCCGAUAAUCCACUCGUUUUACCUAAAUCUGUUGCAGAAAAGCAGCGACUUCAGAUUGAUAAACUCAUGAGACAUCCAGAGAAACCUGUAUAUAUUCCUGACAGACCCAAAGACAGAAAAUCAAGAGAACCACCAGAAUUUGUCCGCGACGUCAUGGGAUCCAGUGCUGGUGCUGGUAGUGGAGAAUUCCAUGUGUAUAGAGGUUACAGACGUCGAGAGUAUGGCCGACAGAUGUACAUACAAAACAAAGCUGAGCAGGAGGAGCAAGCAAAAGAUUUUCAGAAGAAACUAGAAGAAAAUAAAUCAAAAGCUGAGGAGAAGACAACCAAGAAGAGGAACAAAAGGAUGAAGAAAAAACAGAAGAUGUUUGAAAGAAAGAAGCAAAAACUUGAAGGAGCAGAAGGAAAUGAAUGUGAAAUGAACACUGAGGAGGUGAAGGAGCAAGAUCUGUCGGAGACUGGUGAUGAUGAUGCAGAGGAGAAUUGCUUCUUGAUUGGUGGAAGGUGAUGGAAUUCAACAUGAUCAUCACAAUCAAGCACCUUGCCUGAUGUUGAAUUAUGAACGGACAGAGCUGCCAAACACCAAUUUAUAUAAACUCUCGGAACAUGACAGUGGUGCUCUUUACAAAAACUGCAGUCAACUUGUUACACAUUUCACUUAAACUAACAUUGAGUUUCUGUUCAGCCCAUGCUGUGGCUUGUACCAUUUCUCUCAGACCAUAUUUAUCAUGGCACAAUCGUGUAGGCUAGUUUGGGUGACAAAUUCUGCAAUAAAUUGUGGAACAUAUAUCAAUUGUCUAGAGGGAAGUAAGCCACCAAUGUUGAAAAAAGUCUCAUUAAACUCUCGGACGCAGACAGUUCAUAUCUUCAAUCAUCAAAACCAAUGCUCAUACUCAUUGUGCCAACGUCUUGAGUACAUGUAUAUGUAUACAUGUCAGUUGGAACAGGGUUCUUGUAGCUGUAGGCUGCCGGUGAAGUAACUUGCAAAAUGAGACUGCCUCGACGAGCCCAUUUUAUAUUGCGGGUGGCAAUAUCUUCAAAUGUUGUAUAUACAAUAAAUGUUUACAUAACUGAACUGUAAA